Daphnia magna is the source of this 1949-nucleotide messenger RNA. RefSeq names its product membrane progestin receptor gamma-B. The record is from RefSeq and is a predicted model, not a curated record. Gene Ontology annotation, cellular component: membrane. Gene Ontology annotation, molecular function: signaling receptor activity. The transcript is spliced from 3 exons. The coding region runs from base 230 to 1477 and encodes 415 amino acids. Lineage: Eukaryota; Metazoa; Arthropoda; Branchiopoda; Diplostraca; Daphniidae.
GUGAGUUUUCGGCUACCCAAUUGUAAAACAAUUAUCUCGCACUCGUGUUUUUUGUUUCAAUUUUAAUAAACAUUUUUUUUUUUUUUAAUUUAUUUAUUUCGAUCGGGAGGUGGGUAAAAGGAAAAAAAUCUUCGGUUCCAGGUGUGUUGAGCCGGUCUUUGCGGAGUUGUUUCAGUGACACUACUCAUCAUUACACACACCCUCCCCUCUUCAAAAUAGAUCAAGUGAAAUGAAAAAAGAACACUAUUACCCACCACCAUCGUCUGCCAGUACGACGAGCGGUUGGACGGCCGGACGACGUCGAUUUGCGGAUUGGUUGCCAUGGAAACUGUUUCAAGAUCAAAUGAAUCCCGACAAAGCUAAUCACGGAUGGUUCAUUGGAAGAUAUGCUCGUGAAUGUCUGCACAUUCUACCGAAAUUGCCGGCCACCUUGAAGUGGCCAGUUGCGCCCACGUCCGUCCUCGAAUGGCAUCAAGUAGAUGAAUCGUUGAGGGAGCCAGGUAUUUAUUACGGCUAUCGUCCGGAAGUGUCCAGUUGGACGGAAUGUUGCCACAGUCUUUUCACGGCAAACAACGAGACGCUCAAUUUUUGGACCCAUUUUUUCCCGACCGUUUUCUUCAUCUGGCGCACCGUCCAAUUGGCCGAUCAAUGGAACAGCAAGUCAGACGGACUCUCUUCCGAUUACGCUCAACCUUUUCUUAUUUACAUGUUUUCGGCCAUCUUGUAUCCGUUGAUGUCGGCCAUCGCUCACGGAUUCUCGGCGUUGAGUCAUCGAGCGCGGGCCGUUUUGUUCUUCAUGGAUUACGCGGCCAUCAAUUUCUACGCUUACGGUUCCGGAUUGUUGUACAGAGCUUACGUCUUACCUGACAGCUGGAUGCAGAUGGAUGCCAAUAUUUAUUUAGGCAUGUGCGUCUUCUUGUCGUUGGCUUCGACCACGUUGACUUGCACGAGCCGGGCAAUCGUCCGUGACGUUGUCGCUCAACGACUCAUGAGAUUAGCCGCUUUUACUUUGCCCUACAUUUGGGUUUCAAUUCCGCUUUUCGUCCGUCUAUUCGAUUGUUUCCGGUACGUGGAAGCAUCGUCUUCUUGUCCGACUGCAGACGCGCUAAGGGCAACGAAACUACACCUGUGUCAGGUGAUUGUCGCUUUGCUGGCCAGUUUCUGUUACGCCUCUCAUUUGCCGGAGCGCAUUUUGCCCGGCAAAUUCGAUUACGUUGGCCAUUCGCACAAUUUGCUUCACAUUUGCGGAGUGACGGCUACCUUGUUUCAAAUGGAAGGUGCUCUCAUCGACAUGGAUGUACGUCGAUCUCAUUUGAUAGAAAAUCAGUUGGCCAUGAUGGAUCCUUUCUGGGACCAAUGGAUUCCUCUCGUCGUCCUGCUGGGCCACGUCCUACUCGUCGCCGUGUUCGGUCUUUACAUUUACUGGAACGAGCCGCAAACAAUCCCCACCUGCAAUCAAAAUAAAAAGUGUCAUUAAAAAUAAUUGCGUUUAGCCUCCAGUCUUUAUUUUUGUACGCACGCUUUUGAAGAAAAAAAAAACACAUAGAACCGCCUCCCCACCCCAUUUAAUGUGUUAUUGUUAUUGUAUAUAGUAUAAUAAUUUAAAAACAAAACACGACUUGCCAACUGUGUACCCCACACAAAUGAGAACGGCUUCCGAAACCUCUUUUGAAACACGCAGAAAACGGAGGAAUCUAGGUCAGAAAACAGAAUUAUUAUGCAAAAUUGUGUCCUGUAUCAAUUGAUCCAUAUUAAUAAAUAAAACCUUUUGAUGCUUUCCAUGCGAUAAUGUGACUGUGCAACUGAAAUUAUGACAUGAUUUCAAAAGAUUAAACAAAAGCAUUAUUAUUUCACUGCGUGUGUGUGUGUGUCUGUUGUGGAUGUGGUAUACAUACAAAUAUUUGCUGUAAUAACGAUAACUGCAUCAAUAAAAUAGAGAUAAAAACACA